AUGAUUCUCGACGUUUUGAACAGUGACAGUUAUUCAACUGAACUAAAUAUAGAUCUGCUUUUAUCCAAAUCUACUAAAGUUGAAAGUUUGGAUAAGUGGACUUUGUAUUAUUAUUCUGAAAACAGUAAAACAGAAGUGAGAAAUGAUAAUUUUAGGAUUGAUUUUGCAUAUGAUUGUUAUGGUCAUGCUACUCCAAAAACAAAUCUAGGCAAAUUUAUGACAAUAAUUUAUGCAUUAAUUGGAAUCCCAUUAAUGUUCUUAUAUCUUUCUAAUAUUGGUGAUUAUUUAGCUGAUAUAUUUCGUGUAAUUUAUUCACGUACAUGUAGAACAAGUUGUGAACGAUUUUGUUCUGCUUCAAUAUUUAAUAAUCAUAAUAAUAAUAAACAAAUAGAACAAAUAAAUAAAUUUAUAAAUAAUAAUAAUUUGCAACAAAAUGAACCAGUUGAUAAUGAUCCAAUUGUAAAUCCAACACAUUCACAUGGUCGUCGACGUAAACGAAUUCUUCUUCCACCAUUCAAUACAAAAAUUAAUGAUUAUGAUACUUCUAUGAAUAAUAAUAAUAAUAAUAAUAAUAAUAAUAAUAAUAAUUACAAUCAUAUUAAUAAUAAAGUUAAUUGUACAAAUAAAAAAACAAAAAAUGACUCGGUAAAUUUAAAUGAAAUUGACAAUAAAACCAAUGUAACUAUGGAAGCAACAACCACAACAACAACAUCAAGUUUUAAUAAUAAAAAAAUAAAAUUAUUUCAUUAUUUAAAAAAUAAACAAUUUUUUAUAAAAUUUUUAACAUAUUCACAAAAAUUUUGUGCAUUUAUUAAAAAAUCUUGUAUGUUACCAUUUGAUCAAUCAAAUAAUACAAUUGCAUUAACUCAAAAAGCUAAAAAUUAUCUACAUGAAUUAUUUCAUCCACCAUUUAGUUGGUUACAAAAAAUGAUGAGAACUAUAAUUUGUAAAAAUCAAUUUAAAUCUUCACCAGUAUCUAUGAAUGAUAAUACAGAUAAUAAAUAUAUAAAUUAUCCAAAUAUUUUCUUUCAAAAUAUUCAUCAAGGAUCAGAAUUUGAUUUAAUGCAUAAUAAUCCAAUAUCAACUAUCAAUUCAAAUACAAUAAAUAAUUUCUCACAUCAAACUACUACACUUAAUAAUCAAAUAGAUAUAUUAUCAUGUAGAACAACUGCAUUAGUUGAAUCGAAUAAUUUUAAUGAUAAUAAUGCAUCAACUCAUUAUUAUGAUUCAAAACAAUUAUAUGAACAAUUAACUAAAAAAAACAUUCUAUCUAAUCAAACAAUGAAAUAUAAACAUUAUAGUACACUUCCUUUAGUAACCAAUACUUUAAGUAAUACAUUCAAUUCUAGUGGUUAUAUAUUCACUUCACCUAAAUGUAUAUCAACAGUAGAAACGUUACCAAUAUUUAAUCAAUCGAAUUUAUAUCAUUUACAAAAUGAUUCAACAAAAUAUUUUACAUAUGAUGGACAACAUCGUAAAUUCUAUUUAAUGGCACGUUAUUUACGUUCAGCACAAAGACAACGUAGACAUAAACGACGUGUACAAAAACGUCUUCAAGAACAAGAACGCUCUGAAAAGAAAAGACUUGAAAAUGAAAAACUAUAUGGUACAUUAUUUAGUCAUCAGAGUAAUCAAAUCAUUGAUGAUAAGAGACAAAAUAUACAUAAAAUAAAAUCUUUAACUAACAUCUCUGAUGAUAAAGCUUCAACUGGUUCAACCAUACUCAGUGAGUCUGGUAUGGAAGAUUUUAGUGAUGGAAGAAUACGUUUAUUAUGCUGGAAAGAUAUUGAUAUUGAUUUAGAAGUACGAUCAAUAGAUGAGAAUUACGAUGAUAUACAUGGCCUAAAGAAUAUUGAAAAUACAAAGGACUGGAGCACAAAAGCAACAGUUGAUGGUGCAACUGUGAUAGUAAAUAUGAAUGUCUCGGAGCCGAUAUCUCAUAUGAAUAAAAAACGCUCGAUAAAAUGUUCUAUGAGUAAAAUAAGAUGUAAUCACAACUGUUGCAAAACUCAUAAUUCAAAAUCAUAUAUCAAUCUUCAACAGUCUACUCAAAAUAACCUAUCAUUAGUGCAUACUAUGACUGAACCAAAAAAUGAAACACCAAAGUACUGUACAAUGCGCAAUACAAUCUUAAGUUCAUAUCCACAAACACCAUUCGAAGUGGCAUGCUCAUCAUCUAAACCUUUUCACAAAUUAUUAACACAUUCGAUUUCUACAUCAGAUAAAGAAAAGCUUUAUGAUGUGAAACCAUUAUCAAACCCAAUUAGACCCAAUCCUGCAGCUAUACACAUGUCGUAUCAUCAAAUACCUAUGAAUGAACUCAAUGUUUCAAAAUCAGGUUUAUCAAGCCUACCAAUACACAAUUCACUCCAACAAAAACAAACUUCACAGAUUCCGACUACUUCUGCAAGUAAAGCUAACAUACCACCUAAACUAAAUCAAAAUUUAAGCUUUUUUCCAACAGUCACUUUACCCAAUUCCUUUCAUUACUCACAACCUAAUCAGUGUUCUACGAUGUCUUUCCUUCCUGGAUCCCAUAGUUUACAACCUGAUUCUUUUCAAAGGCUCUUACAAUCCACAGUAAUUUCCAAUCCAUUUGCAACAUGUGAAGAUGUUUCACGCGAUAUAAAACCUGAACAACUGGGUAGAUCGCGUCUUUCAUUAGCGUCAUCACGUGGCGAUUUAGACAGCGAAAUAGUUGUACAGUUAAGUUAUUACUCCCAACGUGGUAGUAAACAAUCGGAAGAUUUAUCAUUUUUUUCUUAUCGUGAUGGGUUUUCUGCAGAAGAGGAUGUAUCCAAAGUGACUGUACCAAUAAGUUUAUCACUAGUCAUUAUGACAACUUACAUACUUAUUGGAGCUAUUGUAUUUUCUAUAUGGCAAGAUCCAGAUUAUCUAAAAUGGUCAUAUUUUUGUUUUAUUACAUUAUCAACAAUUGGGUUUGGAGAUAUAGUUCCAGGUACCAAAAUUGAUUCAACUAAUCCAAAGGAAAAAAUGAUUAUCAUUUGUUUAUAUGUUGCUAUUGGUUUAUCAGUGUUUGCAAUGUGUUUCAAAUUAAUGCAAGAAGAAGUUGUUGAUAAAAUGAAAUGGUUCGCAUUAAGAAUUGGCAUAUUGAAACGUAAAGAAACAACAGACACUACUGAUAGAUCAUUAUAUCCUAUGAGUAGAAUUUGAUUUUUUUGUUGUGAAUUUCUAUACAUAAAUAUCCUUAUUUAUACAUAUUAAAUUACCAAUUCUGAUGGAAUAUAUUACUGAAAUGUUUUUUAACCAAAAUCAUAUAUAUUUAAAACCAAACAAUUUUCAAACUAUUGUAUAUAGAAAGAAAUAUGUAGUGGUUACAAGUGCAUUUAAAGAAUGAGUAAAUAUACGUACAUAUAUAUAUGGUAAUUCUACUUUUC
This is a messenger RNA of Schistosoma curassoni, 3398 nucleotides long. NCBI's taxonomy places the organism in Eukaryota, Metazoa, Platyhelminthes, Trematoda, Strigeidida, Schistosomatidae. The record is from the annotation of a GenBank genome assembly.